Vespa mandarinia (Asian giant hornet) is the source of this 1458-nucleotide messenger RNA. RefSeq names its product glutaminyl-peptide cyclotransferase. Lineage: Eukaryota; Metazoa; Arthropoda; Insecta; Hymenoptera; Vespidae. The record is from RefSeq and is a predicted model, not a curated record. Gene Ontology annotation, molecular function: glutaminyl-peptide cyclotransferase activity; zinc ion binding.
CUAGUUAUCAAAUGUAUUAUAAAAUGGACCAAUCAGAUAAUUGUUAGUAUUACAUAGGUCAACGAUAUCAUGUGUACUAUUCUUCGAAGACAGCGGUUUUGAUAUGUAACAUAUUUCUGUUGUAUUCGAUUUCAAACAUAUCUUAUAAUAAUUCUAAUAUGUUUUACUUUAUUUCGUGCGUGUUUUUGAUAAUUAUUGUACCAUGUAUACCUAACAAGAUUAUUUCACAGAAUGUACCAUUUCACAGAGAAAAGUAUUAUCACGACCCAAUAUCUUUAACAAAUGAACAACUCAUUACACUUGCUGAUAUGUCAAACAUCACUAAUAUGGAACAUGUGUUAGAUAACAUUUGUGUUGUCAGAGUUGUAGGUAGUUCUCAACAUAAAAAAGUGAAAGAAUACAUCAUAAAAGUCAUGAAUGAUCUUAAUUGGACUGUAGAGUCAGAUAUUUUUGAGGAUGUAACGCCUAUAUUUGGAAAAAUUCAAUUUGAAAAUAUUAUUGCAAAAUUGAAUCCAAAUGCUACAAGGUAUUUAUCAUUAGCUUGUCAUUUCGAUUCAAAAUAUACCAGAGAAGGAGAUUUUGUUGGUGCCACAGAUAGUGCAGUACCAUGUGCUCAAAUGAUUAAUAUUGCUACUGUCAUGGAUAAACAACUAAAGUCUAUUAAAAAUCAAAAUGUGAGUUUAAUGUUUAUUUUCUUUGACGGAGAAGAAGCUUUUAAAUCUUGGGGUCCAGAAGAUUCCAUUUAUGGAGCAAGACAUUUAGCAAAUAAAUGGCAUAACGAACGUACCACACUUAUACGAGAUAUUAAUAUUUCUGAACUUGAUAAAAUGGAUAUAUUAAUACUUUUAGAUUUAAUAGGAGCUUCUGAUCCAACAUUUUACAGUUAUUUUGAAAAUACUCAGAAGUGGUAUUCGUUACUUAUUAAUCUUGAAAAUACUUUAGCAGGAUUAAGAAAAUUCGAAAAUUAUUCCUAUGAGAAAUCAGAACAGAAAUACUUUCAACCAUAUUCUAUAUUGGCAGAUAUAGAAGAUGAUCACAUUCCUUUUUUGAGAAAAAAUGUUCCAAUUCUACAUUUGAUACCAUAUCCGUUUCCAACUUUUUGGCAUAAAUCAGGAGAUAAUCGCAGUAAUAUAGAUAUGAAAACAAUAGAGAACAUUAACAGAAUUCUAAGAGCAUUUAUUGCCUCAUAUUUACAUAUCAAUGUAUGACAAUUAUUUUUUGCUAUAACCAUAUACAGUAAUAUUAUGAACAUGGGUAUCAAUUAUAUAACUAAAAUAUACUAAUGUAUUUGUUAAACAAUGACACUUAAUGUCUGUUAUUUACAUAAAUCAGAAAAAGAGAGGAGAGAAGAGAGAGAGAGAGAGAGAGAGAGAGAGAGAAAUAUAACAAAUCAAUAUCUGUAUACAAAAAUAUGUACUUAUUGUAUAUAUGAUCAAAAAAUUAUUUUAUGUUAACCAU